Molecule: messenger RNA, 769 nt
Organism: Alligator sinensis (Chinese alligator)
Lineage: Eukaryota; Metazoa; Chordata; Crocodylia; Alligatoridae
Product: histone H2B 1/2/3/4/6-like
Exons: 1
Coding region: 343-723 (126 amino acids)
Cellular component (GO): nucleosome
Molecular function (GO): DNA binding; protein heterodimerization activity; structural constituent of chromatin
Source: RefSeq, a predicted model, not a curated record
UCUAGAAUUCAAGUGUCUCUAGUUUUGAAGGUUGCAAUAACUUACUGAAGGGACGGCAAGUUUAGAAGUAAAACGAUUGUAACCAAUGUAAUCGUAUAGUGUUUGGCAACUGUUUUCUGAUUGGUUAAAAUUGAAUUCGCACUUUUAGCCAAUGGCGCAUUGGUAUUUGAAGGUGACCAAUUAGGAAGAAGUGCACGAAUGACGCACUUAAGAACUUGUAGCAAAUAAGAAUGAAACGCACAGAAGGUACUGAUUUGCAUAGGUCCCCUAUAAAUAGAGGGGAGUUGGCCCUCGUUUUACUAUUGUUCUUGACUUGCUCUGAGGGGGGGGGUGCUUAGCAACAUGCCUGAGCCCGCCAAGUCCGCCCCCGCUGCCAAGAAGGGCUCGAAAAAAGCCGUGACCAAAACCCAGAAAAAAGGCGACAAGAAGCGCAAGAAGAGCAGGAAGGAGAGCUACUCCAUCUACGUGUACAAGGUGCUGAAGCAGGUGCACCCGGACACCGGCAUUUCGUCCAAAGCCAUGGGCAUCAUGAACUCCUUCGUGAACGACAUUUUCGAGCGCAUCGCCGGGGAGGCGUCCCGCCUGGCGCACUACAACAAGCGCUCGACCAUCACGUCCCGGGAGAUCCAGACCGCCGUGCGCCUGCUGCUGCCCGGGGAGCUGGCCAAGCACGCCGUGUCCGAGGGCACCAAGGCUGUCACCAAGUACACCAGCUCCAAGUAAACGGGUUCCUUGCAUCGUUUCACCCAAAGGCUCUUUUAAGAGCCAC